Messenger RNA from Egretta garzetta (little egret), 2027 nucleotides. RefSeq names its product vitamin D receptor (gene VDR). Gene Ontology annotation, biological process: negative regulation of transcription by RNA polymerase II; positive regulation of transcription by RNA polymerase II; multicellular organism development. Gene Ontology annotation, cellular component: nucleus. The record is from RefSeq and is a predicted model, not a curated record. Gene Ontology annotation, molecular function: nuclear receptor activity; zinc ion binding; vitamin D response element binding. NCBI's taxonomy places the organism in Eukaryota, Metazoa, Chordata, Aves, Pelecaniformes, Ardeidae. The transcript is spliced from 8 exons. The annotation marks the transcript as partial.
CUUUACGAAAUAAAUCACCUGGCUUUCUGUCCUCUCCCAGACGUGGAGACCAUGGCUGCUAGCACAUCCCUUCCCGACCCAGCCGGUGAGUUCGAGAGGAACGUGCCCCGUAUCUGCGGCGUCUGUGGGGACAGAGCCACGGGCUUUCACUUCAACGCCAUGACCUGUGAAGGCUGUAAGGGCUUCUUCAGGAGAAGCAUGAAGAGGAAAGCGAUGUUCACGUGCCCGUUCAACAGUGACUGCAAAAUCACCAAGGACAACCGGCGGCACUGCCAGGCGUGUCGGCUGAAGCGCUGCGUGGACAUCGGCAUGAUGAAAGAAUUCAUCCUGACGGACGAGGAGGUUCAGAGGAAGCGCGAGAUGAUAUUGAAGCGCAAGGAGGAGGAAGCGCUCAAGGAGAGCCUGAAGCCCAAACUCUCGGAGGAGCAGCAGAAAGUCAUCGACAUCCUCCUCGAGGCUCAUCGCAAGACCUACGACCCCACGUACGCUGACUUCACCAAGUUUCGGCCCCCCAUAAGAAGCAACCCCAGCAACAGGGGAGCAGCAAGGUCCCCCUCCGUUCUCACCCAGGACUUGUCGUCGGAGGAUUCCUCCGACCUCUUUGGCUCCGACACCUUCAGCACGUUUCCAGAGUCUGUGGAGCCCCAGAUGUUUUCGAACCUGGUCCUUUCCGAGGAGAAUGAAGAGAGCUCCUCUGUGAACAUCGACUUCUCCCACCUCUCCAUGCUCCCGCACUUGGCCGACCUGGUCAGCUACAGCAUACAGAAGGUGAUCGGCUUUGCCAAAAUGAUCCCGGGAUUCAGGAACCUGGCAGCAGAGGACCAGAUCGCCCUGCUAAAAUCCAGCGCCAUUGAGGUGAUCAUGCUGCGCUCCAACCAGUCCUUCAGCCUCGAGGACAUGACGUGGACCUGCGGCGGCAAUGACUUCAAGUACAAGAUCAGCGAUGUCACCCAAGCUGGCCACAACAUGGACCUCCUCGAGCCGCUGGUGAAAUUCCAGGUUGGCUUGAAGAAGCUGAACCUUCACGAAGAAGAGCACGUGCUCCUCAUGGCCAUCUGCAUCCUGUCCCCAGAUCGCCCAGGCGUGCAGGACACCUCGCUGGUGGAAUCCCUCCAGGAUCGCCUCUCGGAGAUCCUCCAGACCUACAUCCGCUGCAGGCACCCUCCUCCCGGCAGCCGCCUGCUCUACGCCAAGAUGAUCCAGAAGCUGGCCGACCUACGGAGCCUGAACGAGGAGCACUCCAAGCAGUACCGCUGCCUCUCCUUCCAGCCCGAGCACAGCAUGCAGCUGACGCCGCUGGUGCUCGAGGUCUUCGGCAACGAGAUAUCCUGACUCCAGCCAUGGGGUUGAGCACCCACCAGUAAAGGGAUAAGUCAGCCUGGCUUCCCCGAGGCAGCGAGUGGAAGGACGUGACCCUGGGCAGGAGUUUUGUACAUAGACCGUUUGGUUUCACACUACUGGAGGCCCUGCUUGAUCUUCUCAUCCCCGGCGGCUGAGGUUUGCUCGCUGCGGAGCAGUGACAGACCCAGAUCCGUGUGGUUUCUCCCCACUCCAUGAGCAGCUUUUCCGCUUCCCUGCCAUCUGUGAGAGCUGACUUAUCCCUUUAUGGAUAUUUUGAGGCUGGGCUGCCUCCUAUCACUUCUUUCUUGACCCGAAAAAUCAGGCUGCUUGGAAGGAGAAGCGCUGGGGGGGGUUUUGUGGGGGGAGACGGACUCAGGGCAUUGCUGAGCCGUCGGCGCCGUCCUUUGCUCCCUUCCUAAAAUCUGCAACGCUCACCACCCCCCCGGGUUCAAAAAGGGAGACUCCAAUUGAAUUGCACCCCCGAAAUCCCUGCCAGAAAAUGCCGUGGGCUGCGUCCCCACGUGCGUGGCCAGCUAAAACCAGUCCCGGUGAGACUGGGACGAAGCCGAAGACAUCUGCGUCAGCCCCCAGAGGGGGAAUUUGCCCUCAGCCCUCCAAGGGAACAGCCGGACGAGCUGCCAUUUCCAUUCCCAACACUACUGCCUGGCUUUGGGGGAGCGGGGUUA